GAGAAUGUCACGACUCUUCCCAUGCCUCCCUAAAAUCCAAAUAAUUUUGUGAAGGAAGACUUGCGGGACAGCCCUAUGGAGUGCCAAGGGGCGACUGGUGGCAGCAGCUGCGGGGCAGGCAGUUGGCUGGCCAACGGGCAGUUGGCAGAUUCGUGGUUGGCCAACGGAGCGUGGUUGGCCAGCGGGCGUGGUUGGCCUACGGAUACGGUUGGCCUACGGAGCGUGGUUGGCCUACGGAAGACUGGUUGGCCUACGGAUCUGUGCCAGGCGAGGUCCAAUUGGCAGAUCGGGCUGGAAGGCGCACGCAGCUUCCAGAAGCAGCUGGGGCGCGCGGGAAGCUGCCAGGAGGUUCUGGUUGGCCAACGAAAAUUCCAGGGGAGUCUGGUUGGCCUACGAAAAUUCCAGAAGGCACCAGAACGGGCCAGUAGCACCCAGAAUUGGCCAGAGACAGCCAGAAUUGCCCAGAAUUGCCCAGAAGCUUCCAGAAACUGGUUGGCCAGCAGAUUCAACCAAGCCAAGUGGGUCCCACAGGCAACUCAGCCACCAUGUCCAGAAUUCUCUACAGGGUGUGAAAUUACCAAAAAGUCCCUGAAACUUCUAGAGAGUAAAUAUUAGCCACAUGUUGGAGAAUGCAUCUCCACCACACAUUAAGGAGGUGGGAUGCCUAUAAAUAGCCACUUAGGGAGUUCAUUUGUACAUAGAGAAGAGAAGAAGUGAGCAGGUGAGCAAAGUGUGAUACCAAAGAGUGUACAAAACCUUGUAAAGCUUUCUUUGAGCAAUACAAAUUUCUUCCUUCCAUCAUCAUUCUCCUUUGAGCUUAGCCAACACUUUCUCACACAACUAAGCUUCCGUUGCCACAAUCACCCAAUUGCUCUUGUUUUGAGCAAGGAGUAAGGCUGAACUUAGCUAGGGGAGCUAAGUGCCGCACGGUUUAAGUGAGUUUCGGGUAUUGAAACACUUAGUCCGUGACAACUGUCGCUGUGCUCUCGGAUGCGGAAUGUGAUGCGGGAGGAUGGAGUCUUCUCCUUCCAUAAGCCCAAUUAUCCCAUCGGUAACAGAACGACCGGCGCGCCCGUCUCGAACCCCCGGCAUGCUGGGGCCUC
Molecule: messenger RNA, 1103 nt
Organism: Manihot esculenta (cassava)
Lineage: Eukaryota; Viridiplantae; Streptophyta; Magnoliopsida; Malpighiales; Euphorbiaceae
Exons: 2
Coding region: 76-615 (179 amino acids)
Source: RefSeq, a predicted model, not a curated record